CGAAAAUCAUCAUACUAAACAUACUCGAAAUCCCAUGCUAUGCAUUCUUAGUUUUGAUUAAUUUAUUGUAUUAAUAUUAAGCACUUGUUGCUGCCUAUUGUAGUUAAUUAACUUCAAUACUAAAAUGCAAGUUUCUCCAUCACUGCUUCUCCGUAUAUUCUAUCAACACACGACGUAAAUUCAAGCUAAGCACACCGUCACACUCGAAACCGGUAUAAAAAUGGGAGGACUUCUAUCCUCACCCAAGACUGAUAAAUAUAACGAAACUGGUUGUGGCAAUGGACUUCGAUAUGGAAUCUCAAGCAUGCAAGGCUGGCGUCUUUCAAUGGAAGAUUCUCACUGUGCUAUAACACAACUUCCUGGAAACCUCAAGGACUGGUCGUUCUUUGCCGUUUUUGAUGGCCAUGCAGGUGCCUUGGUAUCAGAGCUCUGCGCCACAGAACUUUUGAAGUGUAUUGUGGAUACCGAAGAAUUCAAGAAAAUUAACCCUGAUUUAGCACCUAGUUUACAAGAAGUCGAACGUGGUAUUCGCGAUGGUUUCCUGUCUUUGGAUGAUCGUCUUCGACACCUUCCUCAGCUUGCUAGUGGUGAAGAUAGAUCAGGAUCAACUGCUGUCUGUGUACUCAUCACACCUAAACAUAUCUUCUUUGCCAAUUGUGGCGAUUCUCGUGCCAUACUCAUUCGAAAAGGUAAAGUUGCCUUUGCUACAGUUGACCAUAAGCCUGUAAAUCCAAACGAGAAACAGCGUAUACAAAAUGCCGGUGGUUCCGUUAUUAUACAAAGAGUAAAUGGCUCUCUUGCAGUUUCUCGAUCAUUAGGCGAUUAUGCCUUUAAAGCUGCCAAAGAUUUGGGUCCUACGGAACAACUUAUAUCUCCGGAACCUGAAAUCACUGUUGUUGAUCGUGAUAAAGAUUUGGAUGAAAUUAUCGUGUUGGCCUGUGAUGGCAUUUGGGAUGUUUUGACUAAUGAAGAACUUUGUUUACUUUUGCAAAAUCGUAUGAGAUGCGUUGAUGACCUGUCAAUGAUAUGCAAUGAAACUAUUGAUAUGUGCUUGUAUAAAGGUAGUUCUGAUAAUAUGAGUAUGGUUUUAGUAGCAUUUGACCCUGCUCCUCGAGUAGAUCCCACUUCCAAAACAGAAGAUGAAAAUUUAGAAUCUGUUUUAGUACAACAUACUAAAGAAUUUCUGGAAAAACAUAUCAAAACAGAAGUAACCACUGAAAUGGUUGUACAUCACUUGCAAGAAUCUGUUGGCAGUUUAUCUUCGGGAAAUUGGCUUUGCAAGAUUGGUAAAAUUCAAGAGUUGAUUGAUUCACAUCGUCUGACUUGUUCAAAUCGAGUAGUGCAAAACCGAUAAACUUACCUGUUCUCUCUUUCUUCUUCUUUUUCUUGUUCUUCCAUUUUCUUUUUCCUUCUUUUUUGUUCUUUCGAAAAGUUUUUUUUUUCUGUAUGUGUGUAUCGACUGUCUUGUGUUACACUUCUGCUUUGUGUGUAUGCCUGUGUGUGUGUGUGUGAGAGAGAGUCUGUGUCUAUGUAUGUAUGUGUAUUUGUAAUAGAAUGUUUAUUCCUUCGGUCGCGAUCUAUUUUUGUUUAAUUUUUUUCUUGUUUGUAAUAUGUUGAAAAUGAAUAUUCUUACAUUGUUGUUCCAUUCAUCUAGUCACCAGUCAUUGGUUAAUUUCAAUGGUUGACUUGUUGUUAAUGAUGAUGAUGAUGAUGAUACUAUGAAUUGUGUAUAUUUGAUCUUGUUGCAACACUCUUCAUUUUUCACCGGAAAUCAGUAUUAUUUGUAUUAUAUAUAUAUAUAUAUAUAU
This is a messenger RNA of Schistosoma turkestanicum, 1808 nucleotides long. NCBI's taxonomy places the organism in Eukaryota, Metazoa, Platyhelminthes, Trematoda, Strigeidida, Schistosomatidae. The record is from the annotation of a GenBank genome assembly.